Messenger RNA from Physcomitrium patens, 2244 nucleotides. The record is from RefSeq and is a predicted model, not a curated record. Lineage: Eukaryota; Viridiplantae; Streptophyta; Bryopsida; Funariales; Funariaceae.
AGGUCUUUCUUUCUCUGUUUCUGUCUGUUUGCUCUCUCCCUCUCACUCACUCACGCACUUUCUUCAUUCCAUUCGAUCCUGCGUGAUGCUGUGUUUUCAACGAUCGCUCGUCGUCGUCGUCGUUGUCGUCGUCCCCGUCGUGUCUCGUGCACAUUCGCCACCUCCGCCGUCUCCGGCUUCGCCUUCCUCCGUCUUUCUCCUCCUCCGCUUCGGGACUUCUCUCUCACGCCAAUUCUCUCACCCUCCAAUUGCUCCCACCCCUCUCGCGAAUUUGGGUAGCACCAGUGAUCGGCGCUUGAGUGGUCGCGAUUGCGAGUGAAACGCUGGUCGAUCCCUGCCUUCAUGCGCUCUGACAUUGAUUUUUGGGCGUCGUAGUGUGGUUAUUUUACUGCGAGUUGGAGUUCUUUGUGAGGGGUAGUUCGCGACGGUUAAGCAUUCAAUUCAGUUUGGGGUUGGAUACCCUUAUCUGGUUACAGGAGCGGUAGUUGGCUGUGGCUGUGGCGAUUAAUGUUGAGCUUCAUCCAGUGCAGAACCCUGUGAGACGUUCGUUUUCUGCAACGUUACAGCGAAGCUUUUCCUGAGUCGGAAUGAAUGCUUGCCCUCCCCUUCUUUUCUGAUACUGUAAUCAUCCCCACUACGGACAUGAAAUGUAUUCCUUCUUGGAGACAUCAUCAUGGUCAAUACAUGCCUAUUAAACGCACAGAUAGUUCAAGCGAUUGCACAGUUUCACCCGUCAUUCAAACCUGUCGCAAGAUACUGUGCACAGUAAGACCUGGCGAUUGAGAAACUCUUUUAUUCCCCUUCAUCAUCAAUAUGUAGACUUGGCUACAGCAGCAAUUGUAUGCAAUCUAGUCAAACUUUUGUGCCUCUGCGAGAUCUCGUAAAGCGCCAUGUCACAAUUGAAGAAGACAGCUCGCCGUGGUUGUGUGAUGGGAAGUUGGACGGAGGAGUCUAUGAAAGAGGCUAUUAAAGAGGUGAAAAAAGGCAACGACUCCAUCCGCAAGAUAGGAGACCGAUAUAAAAUCCCUCCAUCCUCGAUUCGCGAUUGGAUGAGUGGGAAGACCUCGUCCAAGAAGAAGGGUCCCCGAACAGUUCUUUCGAAGGAGGAGGAGGAUGCUAUAGUGGAAUGGUGCUUGACAAACCAGCAGAUGAGUCGUGGAAUUACCUUUUACAUGCUGCGAAAGAAAGUUGCAGAUGUUUGCCAGGGACGAGAGACUCCAUUCAAAGAUGGUGUUCCUGGCAAAAGAUGGCUGGAAUGGUUUCGAAAACGACACCCGAGGGUAGUGAUUGAGCCAGCUCAUGCAUUGAAAGGAAAAAAAAGACCUGAAUCGGAAAGGGAAGUCUUGACGGCUAAAAGAAAAGAGUUCAGUCCUUCACGACUGCUGGUAGCUUCGGACAGAGAUAUAUUGUCGCAGGAAUUUGUUGAUCGAAGUAUUCUUGGCGCCGUGUUGGGUGAUAGUUCCGGGCUGGACGAUCACGAGUCUCACGUGAUUCUGACACAGACUCUCACUAAAAUAGAGGAAGAGGAGCGUACACUGGUAGCAGCGUCUGGUCCGACCAAAGGUCAUGAAGAUGACACGAUGAGCAGCUUUGGCGGACAAAAUGACAGUUGCGUGGAUUGCACGCCCUUUGGUACAAAUCAGGAGAAGAAUGAUGUCUCUGAAAGCCCAGCUGAAAAAUCGAUGAGCUAAUGAGAAGCAAACACAUAAUACAGGAGCAAGCUGUCUGUUUAGGUGCCCAUCAAUGUGGACGUCCUGUGCAGCCUUGUGCAGCCCCAGGAUGCGUUGGUGGAUGAGAAGUUAAAUCCCUCUUCGACCACGCUAGUACUGUUAGCAUCCUUGACCUCUGAGUUGCCAAAUGUUACUUCAUCAAAAGAGUCUCUACGAAAGUGAAAUUCUCUGUGCGCGAUAAAAUCCACGCCGUGGUUGCUUCGAGAGUCCCAGAACUGUUGGUUGCGGCUACAUUCUGGGGGCAUUCACGCCACUUAGAUUACAUUUUUCAGAUAAUACAUUGACAUAUUACGAUGUUGCGUGCACAUCAUCAUGGCAAAGGUGUGAUUGACAGAACCGUUUUGGGGACUAAAAUCUUCGCGGGAAAGAUUAUGGUAUACAUCGUGGGUGUAUGGGCAGCAUGAUGUAGGGUAGAACUUGAUCUAUCAGUACUGCAAAGACGCUGUUGCCAAAUAUGUUGUGCCACAUUAUAAACUGGUGAGAUCAAUAAAUGCAGUGAUCCAGAACCACUCUA